Vombatus ursinus (common wombat) is the source of this 2068-nucleotide messenger RNA. RefSeq names its product zona pellucida sperm-binding protein 2-like. Gene Ontology annotation, biological process: prevention of polyspermy; binding of sperm to zona pellucida. The record is from RefSeq and is a predicted model, not a curated record. Lineage: Eukaryota; Metazoa; Chordata; Mammalia; Diprotodontia; Vombatidae. Gene Ontology annotation, molecular function: structural constituent of egg coat; acrosin binding. Bases 1 to 2046 code for a protein of 681 amino acids. The transcript is spliced from 17 exons. Gene Ontology annotation, cellular component: egg coat.
AUGUGGAGGAGAGUCAGGUUAACCGGGGACCCUAAAGGGACAUGCCCUGGCCCACACCUUCCCUGGCUCUUCUGCCUUGUGGCCCUGGUAACCUCUGCAGUGGUUGGUAACUUCUCAACUACCAGCUUCCCAGAUUCCUUUGGUAAUGAAAUCCUGAGUUGUGAUCAUGUUAUGACCUCAGAAAAUCUCAUCUUGAGAGCCAUGUAUAAGAGUUGUGCUGAACUGGUGCAUGGUAUGUAUCAAGUGAAACUCAAAUUCCUACCCAACAAGACUCUGAGCAACCAGGCUGUAACCUACCAGGUCAGUUGUCCUGCCACUCAAGCUGAUGAAGUUCUAGGUGAAAUGUUAGCAGCCACAAACUGUACCAAGGAUUUCAUGUCUGUUUCAUUUUCACAGAUCCUACCCAGUUUUGAUGAUGAAACUAUGGGUGGAGAACCUCAGGUGGCUUGGACUGUCAUUGUGGGCGAUGGCCCCAGAAUUCAAACCCUUACUCUUCAGGAAGCCAUGCAGCAGGGCUACAGUUUUGUCAUUGAGAGCAGUAAGCUCAUCUUGCGUGUGUCCUUCAAUGCUGUUGGAGUCUCUCAUUAUGAGCAAGAAAACAAUCACCUGUAUACUGUGGCUCUCAAGCUUAUGUAUGGACCUCCUGAAAAUAGGCUUACCCUCUCAUCCAGAAUGGUUUGCAUAUUAGGUCCAGUCACCUGUAAUUCAACCCACAUGACUCUUAUUAUACCAGAGUUUCCAGGGGCAUUGACGGCCAUAAAUAUAGAGAAUCGUAAUGUUCCCAUGAAUUCGUCAAAGACCAGUGGCAUUGCUGUAGAGUUAAGAAAUGGCUCAAGACUACAUUUCAACAAACAAAUUUUGAAAUCUAAAGUAUCUGAGAAUGGUGCAGGUGUUCAGUUUUAUUUACCUUCAGUAAAGCUGACUUUUCAGUAUUAUGGGGAGAUGGUAUCUGUGAUAAUGUAUCCUGAAACCUGUGAGUCUAUCAUUUCAGUAGUUACAAAUAGCACUUGUACCCCAGAUGGCUUUAUGGACUUUGAAGUCUACAGCCAUCAAACGAAGCCAGCCUUGAACCUGGAUACGCUCCAAGUAAGAGACGCAGCCUGCGGACCGGACUUUAAGCAUCCCUCUCAGGAGAUGGUUCGAUUUCACAUACCCCUGAAUGGGUGUGGAACAAGAGCAAAGUUUGAAGGAGACCAAGUUAUCUAUGAAAAUGAAAUCCAUGCUCUUUGGGCAGACGUCUCCCCAAGCAAAAUUACUAGAGACAGUGAAUUCAGUCUGACAGUGAGAUGCUAUUACAGCAGCAGUGACCUCAUGGUCAGAACAAAUAUCAGCAGUCUUCCUCCUCCAAUCCCUUCAGUGAAACCAGGACCACUUUCCUUAAUCCUUCAGAUCUACCCAGACAAGUCCUAUCUGCAGCCAUAUAGGGAUGAUCAGUACCCAAUAGUGAAAUACCUGCGUCAACCAAUUUACAUGGAAGUACAAGUUAUAAAUAGAAAUGACCCAAACAUCAAACUAGUUUUAGAUGACUGCUGGGCAACAGCAUCGGUGGACCCUACAUCUCUGCCCCGAUGGAAUAUCAUUGUGGAUGGCUGUGAUUACACACUGGACAAUUACCGCACAAAAUUCCAUCAUGUAGGCUCUUCGGUGAACUAUCCCAAUCACUACCAAAGGUUUGAAGUUACGACUUUUGCCUUCGUAGCUGGUGGCCAAGCUCUCUCUAGCCUGAUCUAUUUCCACUGCAGUGUCUUGCUCUGUGACCAGUUCUAUCCAGAUUCGCCUUUGUGUUCAGUGACUUGUCCUGGGUCAUCUAGGAUGAAAAGAGAUGUCAUUGAAGAGAAGUCUACAAUAGCAAGUCUUCCUGGACCUGUCGUCUUGGUAUUGGAUCAGGCCCCCUCAUUUAGAGGACCCGCGGACACUGAAGGGCCUUGGUAUGAAGGAACAAGUAUUGCCCUUCAAGUAGGGGCUAUCCUAAUAGCAGAGAUAUUUGUUGUGGUGGUGCUUUGUCUGGUUAAAUGCAUGCCAGGCAGAAAAAGAGCUGCAAGUUAAUAAAUGAGCUUGCUUAAUGAAA